Molecule: messenger RNA, 615 nt
Organism: Pteronotus mesoamericanus
Lineage: Eukaryota; Metazoa; Chordata; Mammalia; Chiroptera; Mormoopidae
Product: keratin-associated protein 10-6-like
Exons: 2
Coding region: 1-615 (204 amino acids)
Cellular component (GO): keratin filament
Source: RefSeq, a predicted model, not a curated record
AUGGCCGCCUCCACCCUGUCCGUCCGCUCCAGCGGCAUGAGCUACGGCAGCCGCGUCUGCCUGCCCGGUUCCAGUGACUCUUGCACCGACGCCCCCUGGCAGGUGGACGACUGUCCAGAGAGCUGCUGUGAGCCCUCCUGCUGCGCCCCCACCUGCUGUGUCCCCAGCUGCUGCGCACCAGCCUCCUGCCAGACCUUGGUCUGCACCCCAGUGAGCUGCGUGUCCAGCCCCUGCUGCCAGGUGACCUGUGGGCCCAGCCCCUGCCAGUCAGCCUGCGCCAGCUCCUGCCUGCCCUCCUGCUGCACCUCCUCCCCCUGCCAGCAGGCCUGCUGCACACCCGUCUGCUGCACGCCCAUCUGCUGCACGCCCGCGUGCUGUGUGCCCGUCUGCUCUGGGGCCGCCUCCUCGUGCUGCCAGCCCACCUCCUGCGUGUCCCUCAUCUGCCGCCCCGUGUGCAGACCCGCCUGCUGCGUGCCCGUCUCCUCCUGCUGUGGCCCCUCCUGCUGCCAGCCCAGCUGCUGCCGCCCAGCCUCCUGUGUGUCCCUCAUCUGCCGCCCCGCGUGCUCCCGCCCUGCCUGCUGUGUCCCUGCCUCAGCCCAGAAGUCCUGCUGCUGA